This is a messenger RNA of Lagopus muta (rock ptarmigan), 5409 nucleotides long. RefSeq names its product p21 (RAC1) activated kinase 3 (gene PAK3). The record is from RefSeq and is a predicted model, not a curated record. Bases 236 to 1912 code for a protein of 558 amino acids. Gene Ontology annotation, cellular component: cytoplasm. Lineage: Eukaryota; Metazoa; Chordata; Aves; Galliformes; Phasianidae. The transcript has 16 exons. Gene Ontology annotation, molecular function: protein serine/threonine kinase activity; ATP binding. Gene Ontology annotation, biological process: regulation of axonogenesis; protein phosphorylation; regulation of MAPK cascade.
CCGCCGCUUGCAGGAACCACAAGCCCCCAGAACAUAUUAGAAUAAAUCAGAACAGAAGGGUCCCGCCGGCCCUCGUUUAUCCCCCCCCGGAGACGGAGGGAGGAGGGGGAGAGGAAGCGCGGCGGCGGGCAGAGCCAUGUGGAGCCGCUGAGGGCAGCACCGCCGGCCGGCAGGAGCGGCGCGGCCUCCGGCGCGGGAGAGGCCGGAGAACAGGAAGCUGUGAGGGCUGCUGAAGAUGUCUGAUAGUCUGGAUGUUGAAGAGAAACCUCCAGCCCCGCCGUUGAGAAUGAACAGCAACAACCGUGAUUCUUCAGCACUAAACCACAGCUCCAAACCGCUCCCCAUGGCCCCUGAGGAGAAGAACAAGAAAGCCAGGCUGCGCUCCAUCUUCCCGGGAGGAGGGGAUAAAACCAAUAAGAAGAAAGAGAAAGAACGCCCUGAGAUCUCUCUUCCUUCAGACUUUGAACACACGAUUCAUGUGGGGUUUGAUGCCGUCACUGGAGAAUUCACACCAGAUCUCUAUGGCUCACAGAUGUGCACAGGGAAGCUCCCAGAGGGCAUUCCAGAGCAGUGGGCCAGGCUACUACAGACCUCCAACAUAACAAAACUAGAGCAGAAGAAGAAUCCUCAAGCAGUUCUAGAUGUCCUCAAAUUUUAUGAUUCCAAAGAAACAGUUAACAACCAGAAAUACAUGAGCUUUACGUCAGGAGAUAAAAGUGCCCAUGGAUACAUAGAAGCUCAUCCUUCGAGCACAAAAACAGCAUCAGAACCCCCGUUAGCACCAUCGGUUUCUGAAGAAGAGGAUGAAGAAGAUGAGGAAGAAGAAGAUGACAACGAACCUCCGCCUGUUAUUGCACCGCGGCCUGAACACACGAAAUCAAUCUACACGCGCUCCGUAAUCGAACCUGUCGCUGCACCAGCACCAGCUAAAGAAGCCACCACUCCCCAGCCUGAAAACUCCAACACAAACACUUUGUACAGAAACACAGACCGGCAGCGGAAGAAAUCCAAGAUGACAGAUGAGGAGAUCCUAGAGAAACUGAGGAGCAUUGUGAGUGUGGGAGACCCUAAGAAGAAAUACACUCGAUUUGAAAAAAUUGGCCAAGGGGCAUCAGGAACUGUUUAUACAGCAAUAGACAUUGCCACAGGACAAGAGGUGGCCAUUAAGCAAAUGAAUCUCCAACAACAGCCCAAAAAGGAACUAAUUAUUAAUGAAAUCCUGGUCAUGAGGGAAAAUAAGAACCCCAAUAUUGUUAACUAUUUAGACAGCUACCUAGUAGGUGAUGAGCUCUGGGUGGUUAUGGAGUACUUGGCUGGAGGCUCUCUAACUGAUGUUGUUACAGAGACAUGUAUGGACGAAGGGCAGAUAGCAGCUGUCUGUAGGGAGUGCCUGCAAGCACUGGAUUUCCUUCAUUCAAACCAAGUGAUUCACAGAGACAUAAAAAGCGACAAUAUUCUUCUCGGAAUGGAUGGAUCUGUCAAAUUGACUGAUUUUGGCUUCUGUGCUCAGAUCACCCCCGAGCAAAGUAAAAGGAGCACAAUGGUCGGGACUCCUUACUGGAUGGCACCGGAAGUGGUGACAAGAAAAGCAUAUGGCCCCAAAGUUGACAUCUGGUCACUUGGGAUCAUGGCAAUAGAAAUGGUGGAAGGAGAACCUCCUUACCUUAAUGAAAAUCCUCUCAGGGCACUGUAUCUGAUAGCUACAAAUGGGACACCAGAGCUGCAGAACCCUGAGAGACUCUCUGCUGUGUUUCGUGACUUUCUGAACUGUUGCCUGGAGAUGGAUGUGGACAGGCGAGGGUCUGCCAAGGAGCUUUUGCAGCAUCCAUUUUUAAAAUUAGCCAAGCCCCUCUCCAGCCUGACUCCUCUGAUCAUUGCAGCAAAGGAAGCAAUUAAGAACAGCAGCCGCUAGUGCUUUGGGCUGGCAUUCUCCCAUGCCAGCUCACUCCAGAGCAGGACUGAGAAAAAAAACUCUAUAGAACCUCAACUCUUCUGCUGCAGGACGGACGGACGGACGGAUGGAUGGAUGGAUGGAUGGACAGACCAACAGUCGCAGUCAUGGUGGUAGGAGGGGAGAACAGCUGUUCUCCAGUCCCUCAAGGAGUAAAAACUUACGUCUUCUUCCUGCUUUCUGGCUCCUUAAUUUAUUUUUAAGAUGAAACAGGGCUUAAGACAGAGGUAAUGACAGAAAAUGCUUUGCUGCCUCAGCCAUUUCCAAGGUAAAGCAAAUUCAGUUGGAAGAUUCCCUUCCUUCUCACCCUGUGAAUAAGCUGUACAUUCACUUUUAAAUUGUCAGUUGUUUCUUAAAGAUGCAAAGUCCCUUUUAUGUUUUGGGGUUUUUCUUGUACGGUUUGGAAUUGGAGAAGGGUCUUAAUUUAUAACUCCAGAUUAUACUGCCUUUAGAAUGCAGCCCACUCACUGGUAUUUGCCUAGUCAUUACACUUCUCAAUGAGGAAGAAAGUGAAAUUGCAUUUCCAAUCAAAAACAAAUCAGGAGUGGAGCAGUCAAAACAUCCUGUUGAGAUACAGGCUCAGCUGUGAAUAUAUAGUGUUUCUGUUCUUGACAUUUUCAUUUGUAAAACUAGUUGUAAUAUGGGUGAGAGUCUUACUAAAUUGAGAAAGCAGAAAGAUUGGUUUGCUCAGAAAGGGCUUGUCUGAUGUAAAGCUGUAAGAGAAAUGUGAAGUGAGAGCAGGCCCAGCCUUGUGCAAUGCUGAGCCUCAUGGACCCCUUUGCAGAGUUCAGAGCAGGCUCAGGUCUGUGACCCCAGACUGGAGGAAGGUGCUUGCAGCAGCAGGCCAUCGCUGGGCAAUCACCUCUUCCUGGCACUGCUCUGAUCAUAGUGUCAGCUCCAAACUGGCAGCAGGCAGCUCUCGACGUUAAUCAUAGCUCUGCUGCAACAUGUGCAGAGUGGUGGGAGUAGCCUCCUUCAGUUUGUGCAGGAGUUGAAGAGAGGAAAACAGCCUGGGUGUUGCUGUCACUUCUGAGGAUGUCUGCUCUCCUGGUCCUCUUAUAGCUCCCAGGAAAGGUUAGUAGCAUCUGUGCUCCUCUUAGCAGAGGGGACGAUGGCCAGGCUACUCUGCAGGCUUUUGGCAGGUGAGUGUCCUUUUCAUGGCAGAACUUGCACGCCUAAACUGUGGCACUGAUGUAAAUGAGUGAUGGCUUCCAGGAUUUGGUUCUGCCUGAGUCAGUCCAGCAGACAACUUUGGAAGAAAGCGCAUUUAAACCUGGAGCUCUGCAGUGAGCAGGAAAUGCAGAGCAGGUUGCAGAACUAUACAGAGCCAUAAAACCAGCCUGCUAUAUGUCCUCCUCCACACAGCAAGCACUGCUGCAAGCAGUUCUGAAUUUCUGGGAGAGAGUGAGCCCUGGAUGUGACAGGAUUGUGCUUGACUAGUCUGCUGAUUUGCAAGAGAGCAGAACUGUUUUAGUAUGCCCUUUGUGUUUUAUUUAUUUUUUUCUGAAAGAAAGGAGUGUAGCUUCACUCAGAAAAAGCAUUUGUAUGGAUUAUUUGUUACUGUAUUUUAGUAGUACAACUAAUCAGAGACCUUCAAAACAGCAACUGAAUCAACACCUAUAUCUGAUGAGCCAAAAAAGGAGUAAAACAGCUUUUUGCUGUAGUUCAUGCUUUAGGCUUGCUCCCACAAAGGGCUAAGCAGCCUCUAAGGUACUAAAAAGCUUCACGUUUUGCCGGUACGAAUGAAGGAUGCUUGGGCUAUUCUUGAAUUAGGCCAUUAGGUUGUCUGGUUUUGUCGUCUUAUUUAGUUACUAUCUUUGUGUUGAAAAUGUCAUUAAUACUGCUAACCAUCCCACCCCCACUCACUCUCUCUGUCCCAGUCUCUUUGCUGAGGCAACCGACAGAGGCAGUGCUCACUGAAGUUCACAGAAUCAUAGCAUGGGUUGGGUUGGAAGGCACCUGAAAGCCCAUCCAGCUCCAGCUGCCUGCCAUGGGCUGGUUGUCCCACCCCAGCUCAGGCUGCCCAGGGCCCCAUCCAGCCUGGCAUUGAGUACCUCCAGGGAUGGGGCACCCGCAGCUCUGGGCGGCAGUGCCAGUGCCUCACCCCUCUCUGAGUAAAGGAUUUCCUCCUAACAUCUAACCUAAAUCUCUCCUCUUUAGGUUUAAAACUGUUCACCCUUGUUCUGUCCCUGUCAGACCAUGUAAGAAGUCAAUCUCCCUCCUGCUUAUAAGCUCCCUUUAAGUAAUGAAAGGCCUCAAGGUCUUGCCUUCCUGGGGAGCACAACAGGUUUGAUUUUCAGCUGUCAAAUAAGAAAAGAUGUUUGUUUCUUUUGCAAGCCCUACGUUCUUCUCUGUCAGCUCAAGCUAUCUAUCUGGGAGAUGGGCUUCCCUGAGAAAAAAAGAGGCAUUUGGACUUGGAAGAGCUGCCCUCAAUCUGUAAAGCAUUAAUCGGAAUAAAGCAUUUUUAUUCCACGUAAGUAAUGAAGAAACUAGUGGCGGUUCCUCCUUCCAGUAUAGCAUUUAUUUUUUUCCUACCCACAAAGGAACAGAUGGCCAUCUUUUAGAAGGAAAGCACUUUUUUAUGGCACACGUUUGCUGGACAUACGAUACCCUUAUGUUAACAGAUCACACUGCUUGUUCUUUUUUUUCUGUUUAUUUUCCUUAGCACAUAUUUCAGCAUCCCUACUUUAUCAGUUCAGUUUCACAAAAGAUAACAAAUAAAUACAGAAAAUUUGAUGAUAGCAUUAUUCUUUUUCUGAUCAGUGUAUGCUCCAGCAUACAGAAUAUUGUUGGCACUGGCUUUUUAAAUACAACUUCUUUAAUAAGAGGCCUUACUUUUUAUUUUAUUAAAUAUUUAUUUUUCUUUGCAUUUGCAAAUCUAAAGAUGUUUCUGCUAAAAAUAAAUCCUGUGAGGCAGAUGAUAGGAUUCAACAGGAAUCAUCUCUGCCAGUGGCUUUUUUUCAACGUGACUAAUUGCCUAUCUGGGACUGCUUCACAUUCAGGGCAGUGCACCUCUAGCAUCCCUGCCCUUCAGACAGCCUCUGGCACAAAGUUCUCAGUCAUCAGGUACUGAAGGACGGCAGCUGCUUUUAUCAUUUCCCAACUCUGAUGGGAAAUGUGGAAUAAAAUAGUAAUUAAGAAGUCUGUCCUGAAAGGGGCAAGUCUUGUACAUUAUUUACAAGUAGGAAGCUAGGACUGACAAUAGCAGUAACUUUCCAGGAAGAAACAAAGCAAAUGUAAAAUCUCUGGAAUCAUCUCGGGUGUUUCUGGACUGCUAUCUUCAGAUUAAGCAAUUAGUUGUUAUAUAUAUUUUUGAAAGUAUUAGAAAUAGGCUGUUUUGUUGCCAAAUGCAUAGACAAAUGUUGUAUGUUUCAAACACUUUCAUUCCAAGGUUCUAAAAAACUGGUUGUCUUUAUUUUUAAAUUCAUUAAAUGGUGGAAGAAAAAAAAAAAACACAA